Cladophialophora immunda is the source of this 2328-nucleotide messenger RNA. Its product is annotated as glycine cleavage system T protein. Gene Ontology annotation, molecular function: aminomethyltransferase activity; protein binding. NCBI's taxonomy places the organism in Eukaryota, Fungi, Ascomycota, Eurotiomycetes, Chaetothyriales, Herpotrichiellaceae. Bases 284 to 1816 code for a protein of 510 amino acids. Gene Ontology annotation, biological process: glycine catabolic process. The record is from RefSeq and is a predicted model, not a curated record. The transcript has a single exon. Gene Ontology annotation, cellular component: mitochondrion.
CGAACGCCCGCCUUUCCUGCCACCUAGAGCAACCUUAUCUCUUUUUUUUUUAUAUGAGAAGCACCUCAAUAUUAUUAAAGGGGUUUCCCUAGUGUAAAGGCAACGCACGUUGUAGAGGACUUGGGAGUCUGUCCGUCUACCAUGAAUUGAACGGGGCGGGGAUAGCAUCAUUGAGAAACCAGAGCUUGUUGCUUCAUCAAAAGGAGCAUCAUCCCAAGCUGGGUCCAGCCUGAGAGUUCCCGGGGGAUAAGCAACAGAAAAGCACGCGCUGAGCGUGGCCGCAAUGAUGAAGAUGUCGUCUUCUCAUCGAGGACUGAAGCCCGUGCUGGCGGCCGCCCUCGCGCAGACGAACAAAGCGCCAUCUCUCCGAGCAAGGCGCGAACUGAGCUUCUUGGUCACAUCAUCAUCGUCAUCGUCGUCGUCGUCGUCUUCGUCAUCCUCACCACGGCAUCCCGUCCGUCGCUAUGCUCCCGAGUUGAUCCCAAUACCGAUCCCUAUACCUCAACCCAAACCAACAUUCCCACCGUCGGCCCUAUCACAUCAACAACGUCGCCAUGCAUCGUCGAAACCGGAGCCGGAAGCAGAACUCAAGCACACGCCCCUGUACAACCUCCACGUUUCGCUCGGGGCAAAAAUGGUGCCCUACGCCGCAUUUGCCAUGCCAGUCACAUACCCAGACCUCUCCCACAAGGACUCCCACCUCUGGACCCGCGAACACGCCAGUGUCUUCGACGUCUCGCACAUGGUGCAGCACAAACUCUCCGGGGAACUCGCCGAGGAGUUUCUCAUGACAGUCACCCCGUCAGCCAUCGGCGAAUUAGAAAAGCACCGCUCGAGUCUAUCUUGCCUUUUGAAUGAGGAGGGAGGCAUCGUGGAUGACACGGUGAUCUCGAGAAUCGGUAAAGAUAGCUUUUACUUUGUGACGAACGCGGGCUGUCGGGAGAAGGACAUUGCCUUUAUCGACGAGCACAUAUCGAAGUUUCUCAAGGCAAAAGAGGCAUCGGGGGAUAAGAUCAAUUGGCAUGUACUUGACCAUCACGCCCUUCUGGCUCUUCAAGGUCCCGAAUCCGCCAACGUGCUCCAGUCACUCAUCUUCAACGACACGGAAGACGAGAGUCUCGAUACGUCGCUGGACACGCUAUACUUUGGAUCCAGCCGGUGGCUGCAACUGACCCUACCUGACUCCGGGAUGAACACGCCAUCCCUCCUCAUCAGCCGUACCGGGUAUACUGGAGAGGAUGGCUUUGAAAUUUCGAUUCCUCCUGAGAAUGGAGACGCGACUGAGCUGGCGACGAACAUUGCCAAAGCUCUGACCGCCGACAGCUCCAAAGUCCGCUGGGCGGGGCUCGGGGCGCGCGACUCCCUCCGCCUGGAGGCUGGAAUGUGUCUCUACGGGCAUGACUUAAAUGAGAAGAUCACGCCGCCAAUGGCGGCGUUGGGGUGGUUGGUCGGUAAAUCCCGCCGGGGCGAGAACCCUACGCCAGCGUUUAAUGGGCAUCAAAUCAUCAACAAACAACUCGCUUCGCCAAAGACAAUGCCUGAGCGACGAGUUGGGUUGCUCAUAGAAAAAGGCCCCGCCGCGCGCGAAGGGGCAGAGAUCGUCGAUCCAGAAAACAACGACCAGGUCAUUGGUCACAUAACCUCGGGUUCUCCCAGCCCGAGCCUGGACGGACAGAACAUCGCCAUGGGGUAUAUUAAGAAUGGAUUCCACAAAAAGGGGACCCCAGUUGGAGUUAGGGUGCGGAAGAAUGUGAGGAAAGCGGAGGUCGCUAAGAUGCCCUUUGUGCCGAACAAGUUUUACACCCGGCCCUCGUGAAGGUUGUCUGCCUGGGGUCACGGCGGGCCGAUCUCUGCAGCUCCGCCGGAAAAGCGGUCAAGGGGACUCGGCGAUGGCUAUUGCGAGUUUUGCGCAAAGAACAUGGAGGCAGGAGAAGAUGGGCGAUGUGACAGGCUGGUGAUCCGUCUCCAUGGGUAGAUCUUGUCACACCCUGAUCGUCGGUUGUAGCCGAUCCUUUGGAGCAACGGCGGCGGCGGUGUUCUGGCACGGAACUCUGGCCUCACCACCUAGCUCUUAGCUUUUAGUGGAAUUUGCUGGUUUUUCUCCGCGGCGGGUUGCUUCUUUGUUUGCCCGGCCGCAGAGGUGUGUUUGACUACCCCUCUUCGUAUAUGCAUGCGAAUGUCUGCUAGCUUGUAUGACUAUCCCUAGCCUGACAGCACCAUGAGUUAGCGUAUCCCAUGUGAUUGGGGCCGAGACUUCGUGUGCGCAGUGAUCGAUGCAAGAAAGUUCCCUGCCGCCACCGCCGCUCUUUUCCUGUUUGCGUGCAUCCG